Gloeophyllum trabeum ATCC 11539 is the source of this 2484-nucleotide messenger RNA. RefSeq lists its product as uncharacterized. NCBI's taxonomy places the organism in Eukaryota, Fungi, Basidiomycota, Agaricomycetes, Gloeophyllales, Gloeophyllaceae. The transcript has 14 exons. Bases 43 to 2484 code for a protein of 813 amino acids. Gene Ontology annotation, cellular component: nucleus. The record is from RefSeq and is a predicted model, not a curated record. Gene Ontology annotation, biological process: regulation of DNA-templated transcription; DNA-templated transcription. Gene Ontology annotation, molecular function: transcription cis-regulatory region binding; DNA-binding transcription factor activity, RNA polymerase II-specific; zinc ion binding.
CCGGUUGUCAAACAGUUGCCGAUUUCCUACUUGAUUACCGCAAUGGAGUCGAUGCCCAUGUCCGCCCAACCAGAGCAGCAGAAUGACGAAUCUCAGGCCUCUUCCUCCAACAGACCGCCCGUCGUGCGAGGGGCGAGGGCAUGUACAGUAUGCCGGGCUGCCAAGAUGAAAUGUGUUGGCUCCGAGGAUGGAACAAAGCAAUGUCAGCGUUGCAAGCGGGCUGGUGUAGAGUGUGUCUUUGAAAAACACCGGCGAGGCCGAAAGCCGGGGUCAAAGCUAUCUGAGGCCUCGAAGAUGCUUCGUCGGCUGGAGAAGGGACUUAACAGUGCGAAGCUCAAGUCUCAGGCCAACGAGAUGGCCAUGAGUUCUCCUUACUCUGCGGGAGAUUCACGCGGUAGUUUAUCCGACUCCUCGCAAUUUCCCAGCAUGAUGCGUACCGGCGAUCAGUUCGGGUCCCCGUCCUCGCAAUAUCAAGGAUCUCACCAACUCCCUCCCCUCCAGUUGCCUCCUCUCCACGGGGGUGAUGUCCAAGCCCGUGGCUCCAGGUCAUCUAUUGACAUUGACGAGGACGGGGACGCGGAUCGCCCCGACGACGCCAUGUAUCCUGCCAAGCUGAUACGCAAGGAAAAUCAGCGUAACUUGUUCUUGGAGACGAUCCUCAAUCCACGCCAUGAGACGCCUUCCGCCGCGGCGUCUACUCCCAGCGCUUCUGAGCGCUCUACUGGGUUUUCGCCCUCCUUGCCGGCGGCGCCGCCCGUACCUACUCCGCCUGGUGGACUCGCCGAUCCCAUCGCGGCCGGCAUUAUAACUGAGGAAGACGCCAGAACGUUAUUCGAUCUUGUUUACUUAAGGCUGAAUCCGUUCAUUUGUCUCUUCGACCCCGCUUUGCACUCUGUUAAUUAUGUCCGAUCGAGGUGCCCUUUCUUGUUUACUGUCCUUAUCAUGGCCGGGUGCAAGUUCUUCAGGGCAGAGUUGUACAAGCCUUGCCAGAAGCUGGCCAAUGAGCUGGCAGUGCGUGCAUUCGCUGAAGGCUGGAAAAGCGUGGAGGUCGUCCAGGCCUUCGCUUGUCUGUGUUAUUGGAAAGAGCCAGAUGACACCCGCACAUGGAUGUAUAUCGGUUAUGCCUGCCGAAUGGCUGUUGACCUAGGCUUGAAUCGUUAUGUCCCUAACCCGUUGCCGACCGAGACAGAGUUCCAACGUCAAGAGCGUCGUAAUCGUGAGAGGACGUAUCUCGUGCUGUUUGUUCACGAUCGUAGUCUCAGCAUGCAGACUGGCAAGCAGUGGAUGCUUCCCGAGGAUGACUUGGUACGAAACUCACUUACCUGGCAUGAAGAGGGUGGGGAGCCCAUUCGUCCGGAAGAUGUCAUCGUUGCCGCGUUCGUUCAGUUGAGACGCAUCGCUGCCGAAACCACAGAUGUCUUCUAUCUCCACAAAGGAGUUUCCGGCGCGCAGCAUACCGAUGUCAAUUACGAAGUCCUUCUCCGUAACUGCAACACUAAAUUGACCAAAUGGAUGGAUAACUGGGAGCAUGAAAUGCGGAGAGCCGGCGGCGAGAAGUUCCAUUUCUCCUUCCUUAGUUUCUUCCGGCUGCAUGUCCGGCUGUUCCUCAACAGCUUCGGCAUCCAAGCGUCUUUGUCGCCAAGCAGUCGCGCAAGUCCCAGUCUCCAGGCGCUCUCUGCUUGCUAUACCAGUGCCUUGGACACGUUGACUAUAGUCACGAGGGACUUCGCAUCCAUGAGCAUGCUUCGUUAUGGCCAAGAUUCCAUCACUGUCAUGACAGCAUACUCGGCAGUGUUCUUGUUGAAGUUGCUCCGCAGCUCCAAUACAUUGGCUGAGCUUCAUGACGACGCCACGAAAGAUAUAUAUUCGGUCAUAUCAAGCACGGCGGAUGCCUACCAGGAAGCAUCUGCCCUGUCCCCGGCGUCCACGUCAGCGGCAUAUCAUGCACGUUUCUUGCGGAGCCUCGUAGCCAAUGAUAUCUUCAAGGCCCGCCAGACCGAAAAGGGCAAGCAGGACAAAAUGUCGAUUGAUCCCCGGCUCCAGGGUGUCUCGUCUUCACGGCCCGUUGCCUCUCCCGGCGAGCCGCCGCAAUCAAUGUACCCUCAACCAAUGGUAUAUCACCACACGUUCCGCUUCCCUGCUUCUCCUAAUCUCCCUGCCCACCCAUUGGCACAGGAGCCUGGGGCCGCCCAUGUUGGUGUGGGCGGCACUCCUAUGGCCAAUAAUUAUGCACCAUAUGUCAAUAGCCACUAUCCCACCCAGCCCCAUAGCGAGCUGGAUGCUCACUAUUGGCGCAAUAUGUUCAUGGAUCUCGGGUUCGGGGAGACCGUUGAAUCGACGCCUUUCCGAGGUGGCCCUCCGCCAGGUGCAGGCUAUGUCAACGUUGAUUCGGUUCGGUCCUCUCAGCCUUUACAGCAUCGCAGUCCUCCUCAAUUGCCUUCGUAUCACUAUAUGCAAUCUUCCGCACCUGGAUUCGGACAUUGA